Messenger RNA from Closterium sp. NIES-67, 6065 nucleotides. NCBI's taxonomy places the organism in Eukaryota, Viridiplantae, Streptophyta, Zygnematophyceae, Desmidiales, Closteriaceae. The record is from the annotation of a GenBank genome assembly.
CCUCAGGAGAAGGCGUCCAUGGAGCGCGAGAGGGUGCGGCUGCAGGAGCAGGUGCGCAAGGCGGACAGGGACUCGCACGCGUUGCGAGGGAGAGUGGGCGAGUUGGAGGAGCAGUUGCAGGCGCAGGAGAGGGAGCUACAGGAAGCAACUUACCGCAUGGAAAAGGCUGUGCGCGAGGAGGAGCGGAAAAGCGUGGAGAUUCAACGACGGUUGGGGGAGGAGUACCAAGCGGCCAUGGACGGACAGAACCGGCUGCAGGCAAUGCUGGAGGACCAAGGCAAGCGGGUAGAUGAGCUGACAGCGCUGCUGAGCCAGAAGGGGCUGGAGUGCAAGGAGUUUUCACAGAAGCUGAUCUCGGCUAAGGAAGAGAAUAGCAAGCUGAGGCGGCGGCUCAAGGCUGCCAUGGCCCAGGGCUGCGACCCAGGCUCGGCAGGCUCGGACCUGAAGGAGGCUCUGGCUCGGGUGGAGAGGCAACUGCUGGAGAAGAAGCAGGAGGUGGAGGUGGCGGAGGCAGUAAAUGAGGAACUGAAGGAACAGGUGAAACACCUGACGGGGCGGCUGAGCCAGGAGGAUCUUCAGGUGUUUCGGCAGUCGUUCAGGAGAGUGGCUGACGAGGCGAGGGGGCGCUUGGCAGCAGCGGAGCAGUGUAUAUCGGAGCAGGAGCAGAAGAGCAAGGCGCUGAGCCACGCAGCAGAAGCGCAUAUGGAGCAGGGGGAGCAGCUGCGGCAGGUAGAAGAGGAGUGUGGAAGGUGGAGGGAGAUGGCAAGAGAGAGUGAGAUGAGGGCCGAUGGGGCGGAAGAGGCGCGUAGGCUUGCAGUGGAGCAGCUUGAAACGAGGAUGAGAGUGUGGGAGAGGGAGAAGGAGGAGCUGGUGCGGAAAUUGGGAGAGUUGGAGGGAGAGGAGGGUAAUGAGGGAGGGGAGAGAGGGGAGGGGGGAGAGGGGAAUACUGGGAUGGGAGUUAGGGAAAGGCUGAAGAGGGCAGAGGAGGAGAGGGAGGAGAUGAGGAGGCGACUAGAAGAGGCUCUAGAGGCGUGCUCUGAGAGCGAAGCCCUGGUGGAUGCUAUUGAGAAGUCAAGGGAGGGGCUUAAGCUAGAGGUGCAGGGGUUGAUCGAGAGGAAUAGGGAGAUAGAGGGGGAGUUGGAGAGGGAGAGGGAAGGAGUGAGGGACAGAGUGAGGGAGGCGGAGGAGGCGGUGGGGGAGGCGCAGAGAGAGUGUGAGGAGGUGCGGAGGGCGAUGGAGGAGGGGAGGAGGGCCGAGAGGGAGAGGGAGGAGGAGGUGGAAAGGCGAAUGCAAGAACUGAGGGAGGAAGUAGAGAAGGCUGUGGAGGGGCGAGAAGCGGUGGAAGAGGAGGCGGAGUUGAUAAAGCAGGAGUUGAAUGUGGUGCAGAGGGAGCUGGUAGAUGUGAAGGAGGAGCUGCUAGUAGCGAGACAGGAGGUGGAGGCGAAAGAGAGGGAGAUAGAGGCGAAGGGAAGGGAAAUAGAGGAGAAGGAGAGAGGGAUAGAUGCGUUUCAACAGCAGGUGGAGCAGGGGAGGGAGGCUGUGAGGCGGGCAGAGGCAGAAAAGGAGGAGAUUGCUGAGAAGAUUUCUCAGGAGAUUUCUCAGGAGAGGGAUGCUCAGGUCGAGAGGUUGGAGGAGCAGAUCAGAGGGCUUGAGAUAAAGGUGGAGAAGGAGAGGGAGCGAGUGGUGUGUGUGGAAUUGGCACUGAGGAGGAAAGAGGAGGAGGUGCAGGAGGGCAGAGAGGAGAGGGAGGGGUUGGAGAGAGAGAUUGAGAAAAUGCUGGAGAAAGUGGAAGAGGCGGAGAAGGGGAGAGGGGAGGUGGAGGGUAGAGUGGCUGAGAUGGAAGAGGAGAAGAGGAGGGGGGAGGAGGAGAGGGAGAGAGAGGUCCAAGCGUUGUCGGGAGAGGUGGAGAGGCUUCAGGAAGAGCUGGAGGGAGUGAGAGGACAGGUGGUAGGGGAAGGUGAGGUGAGGAGGCGACUGGAGACUGUAGAAGGGGAGUACGCGCGUUUGAGGAUGGAACUUUCCACGAAAGUGAGGGAGUUAGCUACUGAGAAGGAGGUGAGGGAGGAGAAGGAGCGGAAGUUACGGGAAGUGAGUGAGGCUGCAGUGGUUGCGACUGAGGAGUGGAAGAAGGAGUUGGGAGAGGUGGAGAGGAUGAUGGGGGUGAUGAGGGAGGAGCGGGAGGCGGUUCAGAGGGAGUGUGAGCAGUUGAGGGAGGAAGCAGAGGCACGGGAGGUGCAGGUGAGGCUGCUAGAGGGGGCGAGAGAUGAUGUGGUGGCUGCGAUGGCGGGGAUUAGGGAUGAAAAGAAAAGGGCGGAAAAAGAGAUGGAGGAGAGAAUUGAGGGUUUGAGGGGAGAGGUUAGGGAGGCGGAGGGCAAAUUGGAGGCAGAGAGGGAAGGGAGGGAGAGGGAGAGGAAGGAGAGGGAGGAGGAGAGAGUGAGGGUGGAGGAGGAAAGGGAGAGGAUGGAGGAGGCGAAGGGGAGGAGGGAGGAGGAGAGGAGGCUGUGGGAGGAGGAGGUGUGCGCGGCGAGAGAGGCAGCAGAGGAGGCGGAGGGGAAGGCAAGCGCGGCGAGGGACUUAGUGGAUGAGCUACAGAGAGAGGUAGAGGCGCUUCAAGGCGAGGUGGAGACGCUUCAGGGGGAAAUAGAGGGGCUGAGGCAGCAGGGGGAGGGGCAGGGGCAGGGGCAGCAGCAGCCGCAGCAGCAGCAGCAGGGGCAGGAGAAUGGGCAAGAUGCAAGGGAAAUGAUUGAGCUGGUGGAGGAGCUCAAGGAGCAGCUGCGGGAGGCGGAGGAGGCGCUCAGCAUGAACGAGACGAACCUGUCGGCGUCUGACUGGGCCGUGCAGCAGCUCGCAGGGGAGCUGUCGACCGUGAAGCGGAAACUGGUUGAGAAGGAAAAGGAGCUGGUUGAACUGCAGGACCGGCUGUCUGUUGUGGAGCACGCGCUGGAGGAGAAGGAGAGGGACCUGGAACGGCUGGCAGCAGCGCUGCAGGAGGCCAACAAGAAGCGGUGGGCGCGGGCGCAGCAGAUCAAACAGAUGGAGAUGGAAAUGGCGGCGCUGAGGGCGCAGGUGCGGGGAGGAGGAGGAGAAGGAGGAGGAGGAGGGGUGGGUGGUCUUGGAAGGGAGGUUGAGCACGUACAGGAGGCAACGGGAGACGGGUCGGGAGAUUUGGCAGGAAUGAUGCCGGAUCAAGGGCAGGGGCAGGGGCAGGGGCAGGGGCAGGGGCAGGGGCAGGGGCAGCAAGAGGAGGGGCUCGAAGGGAGGAAUGCUGCUCAAGUGGUAGAAAUGAGAGGAAAGGAGGUGGAGGAGAGGUUAGGAGAAGCGGAGAGGGAGCUCUUGGAGGCAAGGGAGGCGGUGCAGCGGUUGUUGUUUGAGGUGGAAGAGGGGAGGAGGGAGGUGGAGGAGGGGAGGAAGAGAGAGGAGGGGUUGAGGGGGGAGGUGGAGGAGGGUAGGGAGAGAGUGAGGGAGGCUGAGGGACUCCAGAGAGAGGCUGAGAGGCGAGUGGGUGAGCUGGAAAACGAGCUGGACAGCUUUAAGGGGAAAAUGGAGGGCAACGGGGAGCAAGAGGAGGAGAGAGCGAGGGCGGCGGAGGAGAGGGUUAGGGAGGCUGAGAGGCGAGUGGAUGACUUGGAGAGGGAGUUGAGUGAAGUGAAGAGAGAGAUGGGGAGGAAGGGGGACGAGGAGGAGGAGAGAGUGAGGGAGGGUGAGGGGCGAGUGAGGGAGCUGGAGGGGGAGUUGAGUGAAGUGAAGAAGGAAUUGGGAAGGAAGGAGGAGGAGCUUCAGGAAAUGGUCAGGAGGGAAAGGGAGAGGAGGGAGGCCGUGGAAGCAGCAGCUAUGGACCCUGGCACCGCCCCUGGUAGUCCUGCUCCUGGUGUUGCUGCUGCUGCUGCUGCUCUAUGUGCUGCUUGCAGUGGUGCUGCCAGUGCUGCUUGUGCUGCUGCUGGUGCUGGUGCUGGUGCGUGGAGCAUUGGGGAGGAGGGGCGCAUAUGGGAGAUCCGAGCCAAGCAGCUGGAGAAGGCAGUGGAGCGGUGGAAGGAGUUUGAAGCCGCAGCGAGGCGGGAGGCCAAGUCCCGCAGGGAAGAGCUGGAGCUGAAUAGCAGACUGCUGACCGAUGCUGUGAGCCUCAAUGACGAAAACGAGGUAACCCUAAAGCGGUUACGCGACGAAGUGAGGACGUUACGGGAGAAGCUGGAGGGUGUUGAGGCGGCGAGGGAAAAGGAGAGGAGAGGAGGAGGAGGAGGAAGAGGAGAGGGGUAUGGGAUGGGAGGAGGAGGGGUGGGAGCAGCAGGGCAGGGAGGGUGGGAGGGCGAGGUAGGUAGGCUUCGAGAGGAGGUUAAGGGGCUGAGGGCCAAGCUGAGAGUGGCGGAGAUGGAGUGGGAGAGUGAGAGGGCGCAGAAGGUGCGGGCUGAGGAGGCGUUAGCCAAGUACAGGAGGAAGCUGAGUGAGCGAGAGGAGGAGCUACAUGACGCUAUGGAUAGGCUGGCAGCAGCUGCUGCCGCUGCUGCUGCUGCUGAUGGUGGUGAUAAUGGUGGUGCUGGUGGUGCUAGGGGGUUUGGAGCAGGAAGGGAGGUUGGGGGAUACAGUGAAGAGGCAGCAGAGAUGGCUUUGCUUCAAGACAAGGUUCUGGCUCUUGAAAGGGAGAAAACCGAGCUACGUUCCAAGCUGGAGAAGCAGCAGCAGCAGCAGCAUGCAGACCGCCUUCCCACCGCCUCUUCAGCCCUCUUCCAAACACCCGCUAAGGCUGUUACAGCAAACCCCUUAGCUGUGGCAGCUGCAGCUGCUGCUAUGGAGCGGAGGGAUAUGGCUGGUGGGCGGUUGGGAGACAGGUCUCCUGUUGCUUUUGGUGCUUUUGUCGCUCAAACCAAGUCCCCAACCCCUUUCAGCGCCCAAGCCAAGUCACCUGUGGGUUCGGCUGCUGGGGGGAAAUCCCCUUGGAGGCGCCGGGUGGCUGAGAAGGUUCCUGGAAGCUCCCCUUGGAGGAGGAAUCAGCAGGGUUUGGGUGGGGGGUUGUUGCGAACGUUGGCAGCUCUGGAGGGUGGGGGAGGCGGGAAGGGAGGGAGCAUGGAGGGAAGGCAGGAGGAGAAGCAGGAGGAGAAGCAGGAGGAGAAGCAGGAGGAGGAGGGGAAGAUGGGGGUGAGUGAGGGGAAGAACAGAAUGCAGCAAGAGGAAGAGCAGACGGAGGUGCAGGCGAAGGGGCAGGAAGAGAAGACACCGAAGAAAGACCGGAAGCAGGAGGAGCAAGAGCAGGCGCAGGAGCAAGAGCAUGGUAGUGGCGAUUUAGAAAUGGUGAGAUGCGCAUCUCUCUCCCCGUCGCCCUCCCAAAACAUCAUCCCAGCCAAUGCCCUCCAGAAAGCAAGCUCGGAAAAGCACAUGCGCCGGGCCAGGCGGCCGGCAGAGGGGCCGGAUAACAGGGAGGAAAACGCCGUGUUUGAGAGUGAGGGUGAAUCAGCUGCAGGAUCAUCACCAGCAGCAGGAGGGGGAGCAGCAGCAGCAGCAGCAGCAGUGGGAGCAGGGGUGAGGAGGGGCGGUAUGGGUGAUGGGAGAAGGAGCAGUGGGAGUCCCGUGGCUGGUGAGGGGAGUGCAGGGAAGGGUGUAGGGCGAGGUGGAAGUGGGAGUGUGGAGAGGAGGGGGGACCUGAUAGGGAGGGGGAGGCGGAGGAUGAUUCGCCUACCAAGCGAGUGAGACUGUCCAUGCUGAGAUGAUACUGUAGAGCUGAGAUGAAACAGUGGAGCAGGUGACGAAACUGUGUCGAUUGUGGGAGAGGUGACUUUUGAGGCGCCUCAAGAGUGAUUGGCAGUCGCCACUGAUUUCGGGAGGGGAAAUGAGUGAUGCUUGUAAAAUUUGGGUUGGGAUAUUCCAACCCUGAGAGUGUAGGCACAGGGUAGACCAGGAAUUGAAGAAGGGUGGCGGACUUAGGGAGUCGCAUUCUUUCCCAGUCUAGGUAGUAUUUAUGACAGUACAAGCCUACAAGGCCUACAGUAUCUGUCUCGAUGAAAUCAGAUCCUUUCUGAUUUUAUGAGAGUACAUUGAUAUAUGCUGAUUAAUUUGUGUGGAAAAGGUGUACACAC